This is a messenger RNA of Trachymyrmex cornetzi, 2258 nucleotides long. It is a transcript of the gene qless, whose product is annotated as decaprenyl diphosphate synthase subunit 1 qless. Gene Ontology annotation, molecular function: prenyltransferase activity. NCBI's taxonomy places the organism in Eukaryota, Metazoa, Arthropoda, Insecta, Hymenoptera, Formicidae. The transcript has 8 exons. Bases 1 to 1230 code for a protein of 409 amino acids. Gene Ontology annotation, cellular component: transferase complex; mitochondrion. The record is from RefSeq and is a predicted model, not a curated record. Gene Ontology annotation, biological process: ubiquinone biosynthetic process; isoprenoid biosynthetic process.
AUGGCAUGUAUAGGAUCGAGUAGGCUUUGUGCUCAUGUGGAGAGACUGUGCCAGUUCGGACAUUUCGCCCAAUUACGGAGGAAAGUUUCGACUACGACAUGUGUGAAAUCGCGGUCGGUGCUCUCGUCGCGGACGAGCGGCACGCUCCUCCAACACUGCCAGAACAAAACGAACUCCCGGGACAGCAGGAUAGGUCUCGUGAGGGCAACGAGCACUAUGCAAACGCAAAUGCCUGGAUCUUUACCUGAUUACCAAAUCGAUCCUUAUACACUUAUAGAAGACGACCUUAAGGAUAUAUUUUUCGAUAUACGAUCGAAACUUAUAAAAAACACCUCGCUAGAAGAGUUGCAACCUAUAACCACAUACUAUUUCGAUGGCCACGGGAAAGCGAUACGACCCAUGUUUACUAUACUCAUGGCACGAGCUAUUAAUUAUCACAAGGGAAAAAACAAUCUCUCAUAUUCGCAACGACAAGUAGCGAUGAUUUCCGAGAUGGUCCAUAGUGCUUCUUUAUUGCACGAUGAUGUCAUUGAUCAAUCAGACUUCCGUCGUGGCAAGCCAUCGGUUAAUAUCGUCUGGAGUCAAAAGAAGGUGGCUAUGGCAGGAAAUUACAUCUUAUCAGUCGCCUGCAUGAUGCUUUCCGAAAUUCAUAAUGAUGAUGUGACUAUUACCAUCAGUCAGAUGGUCGCUGAUUUGGUGCAAGGCGAAUUUAUGCAGCUUGGUUCCAAAGAAACGGAAAACGAGAGAUUCGCGCACUAUCUCACGAAGACUUAUCGAAAAACAGCAAGCUUAAUUGCCAAUUGCAUGAAAGCGGUCGCCAUUCUUUCUGAUGUUGAUGAGCGCACGAUAGAGAUGGCCUUCCAAUACGGCAGAAAUGUUGGCUUGGCAUUUCAAUUGGUAGACGAUCUUCUGGAUUUUGUAGCUUCUACAACAGCUAUGGGCAAACCCACGGCCGCUGAUCUUAAACUUGGACUAGCUACAGCUCCGGUGCUUUUUGCUUGCGAACGGUAUCCAGAAUUGAAUGCAAUGAUUAUGCGUCGUUUCCAAGAGCCCGGAGAUGUUGAGAAAGCUUUCGAAUUGGUGCAUAAAUCCAAUGGUCUCGAACAAACAAGAUUCUUGGCAAAGAAGCACUGUGUGGAAGCCAGCAAGAUCGCUCAGUCCUUUAUUAAGAGUCCUUAUCAGAAAGCGCUGAUCAUUAUGGCGGAUCUGGUUAUCAAUCGCAUGAAAUAGCAUCGUAAAGAACAAAGAUUUAAACAGUGGAAGAUACUUUUAUAAGUAUUUAUAAGUUAUACUGGACGGGAACGGCUAUAGUACAAUUCUCCUGAAUUUUAUAAGUCGCAUGCUGAGGCCGCAAUCGAAGAAAGUUUUUCGCAUUCAAUAUUAUAUCACUAGUUGGAAUUAUAUAUUGUUAUAAAUAAUUUAAUAUAUUUGAGAAUUUUUAUAAAACGUAAUUAAAUAAGGAAAUUGAUCUUGUCAUUAUAAUUCAUGGUGAUGUAAUAUUGAUACAUGAUUGACAACGGAAGCGUAUAGCCGUAAAUGCGUUGUAUCAUCGCAUUGCCGACCAUGAGUUCAUACCUCAUCCGAAGGAAAAAUGGAGAAGACAUCUUAAGUCUCGUAACGUAUUCGCUAAAGUAUUUCUGCCAGAAUACUUUAUCGAUAUACAUAUGUUUAAGUUGUCUGAAAAAUGCAGAAAAUUUGCAUUUUACAACAAAAGUGCCUAGGCAUUACGUUUACUUGGCCUGUGUAUGAAAGAAAAUCUCACGUAUUACCUGAUUUUAUAAAUCGUUAGCCGAUUAUGUAAAUAAAGUAACCUAGCAUUAGUAACAAUUAGCAUCGUUAAUCUUCUCUGUUAUGUCUCUUUUAUGCAUGCAUCUUUCUCAUGUCGCAUGAUAAAAUUAUAUUGCUGUCGGUUUCCAAAAUAAAAAUAAUGCACAAAACAGAAUUAUCUUGAAAACAAAUAUUGUAACGGUAAUUAUUAUAUUUAUCCCGUCUUGAAAUUAAAUAUUAUAAUUAUUGUAUUGCGAUAAGUCAGAAAAACUGCUUGCAUUAAAGGAGCUUUAAUGAGAAUUUAUUGUAGCAUGGCAAAAACAAAUUGAAAAUUGAAAAAACAUACAUAUACAAUAACGGCAGACGUACAGAAUUAACGUUAUACAAUAGGAAUAUAUCUUCGGUCUUUAUGACCAUUCAAAUACAAUGUAUACAUAUUUUUGAUAAAGUGGAAAGUAAUUUCUAUCGCAGUAAAAUUGUAAAAAUAAAUA